Molecule: messenger RNA, 873 nt
Organism: Dermacentor silvarum
Lineage: Eukaryota; Metazoa; Arthropoda; Arachnida; Ixodida; Ixodidae
Exons: 2
Coding region: 1-873 (290 amino acids)
Source: RefSeq, a predicted model, not a curated record
AUGGUGGGCUUUCGUCCAUCCCUGUCAUCUAGGGACGUCAUGAAACUCAUUAAACUCCAGAUCAUCGAUAGGGACACCAGAGACGUCAGGGGUAUGUCGGUGCUGGAUCUUGUAAAGGCCUUCGAUCAAAUUUCCCAUAGGCACAUCCACGAUUCCGUUACGGACAUGGACCUUGGAUCCAAAUUUCACGGGUUCGUCAGUUCGUUCCUUCGGGGCAGGCGCGCCGCUCUCAAGGUAGGCGAGGUAAAGUCUGAUCCCUUCGAGCUGGGGGCAAGGGGGACCCCUCAGGGGUCGGUGAUCUCACCACUUCUCUUCAACGUCGCCAUGCGCGGUCUCUCCGCCCAUUUGUCCGAGGUCGAUGACAUUAAUCACGCUCUUUACGCCGACAACAUCCCGGUGUGGUGCGAUGGCGGCAGUGAAGGCAGAGUCGAGGAAUCGCUACAGGCGGCCCUGAGCUGCACGGAGGAUUUCUUGGUGGGCACGGGGCUCCGGCUCUCCCCGUCCAAGUCCGAACUCCUUUUCUAUCGAUCGACCAGGAGGGGGCGCAUCCCCAAGGGUCAGGUCCCUCUCGAGAAGGUUGACAUCUCCAUUCGCAAGGCCAUCGGGCAGAUCAUUCCCAAGGUGGAGUUCAUCCGCGUACUCGGUAUGCUCAUCGAGGCAAAUGGUUGUAACGGACAGACGAUCACUCGUAUCGCCACCAAAACGGACAACAUCGUCAGGCUCAUCGCUAGGGUCUCCAACAGUUACGGAGGGCUGGGGGAGGACAACCUCCUCAGGCUGUACCCCUUCCUUCCUAAUGAGCCGCAUCAAGCAGACGCAGGGCCCGGGCGGCUGCACUUCUCGGAUCCGUCGCAGGUGAUCCGCAAUCGGUAG